AUGAUAUCUCUGUGGAAUGAUUUAGAGACUAAUAACUAUUACUUAAUCAAUAAUGAAACUGGAGAUAAAUAAAAGGUUUAUAAAACUGCAGAUUAUAUCAAAGAAUUUGAUGCAUCCCUAACUGGGUCAGUUGGUUAUAAGGAUAGAAUUAAACUAGCUAAAAAACCAAGUUAUAUGCCUUUAAAAGCUAAAUCUCUUUAAAAAAAUUUUGUUUCAUAUACACCAUCAAUUAAUAAAUUAGUUUGGUAUUCACAACUACCUAGACCUACAAAAUUACCUAAUUUAGAAUAUUUUAAAACUGAAAAGAAAUAAAAAUAAAUUCAUAAAACAUAAGAAUAGAAAUCCUUAUUACAAUCUUAAAGCUAUUAAACUUUACCAAAUAUUCAACAAUCUACAGUUGCAUCCUAAUAUUAAAGUUUAUUAGAUCCUUAAUAAGCAAGAUCAAUAUCAACUAUUUAACAUUAUGAUCUUAAUGAUUAAGAUCACUUUAAAGAAAUGAGUCAAUUAUUUGAAUCACAAUCCUAUGAUUAUAAAAGCUUUAAUCUUCCUCCUAAAAUGAAUUUAAAUUGCAGAUCAAUAAAAGACUUUGAAUAAUCUUUAAAAGAAGAAAGAUAAUAAUUAGAAAUGUUCAAAGUAAAUUAUUACUCAUUAUAUUAAGUUACCUGAAUAAAAGCCACAAUUAGUGAAUACUAAAGGUAGAUUUCCAGGACAAUUAAAAACAGCCAAAGAUUUCAUGCCUGAAGAUAAAACUGUUGCAAAAUUAUGUUAGACCAAAUAAUAAUAUUUUUAGUGUAUCCUGAUCUUUUUAAGGAGAAAAUUAUAGAUUAAAAGUAAGAAGAAUUAAGAAGAAAAAUUAAUAAAUUAAAAGAAUAAGAAAUGCUCCAAAGAAAUCUCAAAAAUAAAGCAUGA
Paramecium primaurelia is the source of this 909-nucleotide messenger RNA. The record is from the annotation of a GenBank genome assembly. Lineage: Eukaryota; Ciliophora; Oligohymenophorea; Peniculida; Parameciidae.